AAAAAAGUAUACCAAUUAAUAUCCUGUAUUUCCUCGAUAAAUAAACGAAAUAUCUAAGUAGUUUUGUCGCUUGGCCAUACGUAUUUUUGCUAAUCCUUUAAAUUCCUUUUUGGUAUUGAAUGCUGUCCAUGGAUGUCUGUAGUCGACCUUCAGACAAUUCCGCAGACGCCUGUUGUGGCCUAAUGACCCUGUAAAGAUUUUGACAUUUCUUUCAAAAGGCGAAACAAUGGCUGGCGACCAAGUGCAGUUUCACCAAAUCCUGAAUUCCCUUUUAUCCGUGGACAAUGACGUCCGACAACAGGCUGAGGAGGCUUACAACAACAUGCCAAUCGGAGAUAAAAUCUCACAUCUCCUUAUGGCCAUCUCCACCACGACCCUGGCAGAGGAAGCUCGGUUGAUGGCAGCUGUUGUCCUAAGACGACUCCUAUCAUCAGAAUUCCAGGAGUUUUAUCCUAUGCUUCCGCCGGAUUGUCAGGUGCAACUAAAGCAGCAAAUAGUAGCGCUUGUGCAGCAGGAUGAAUCACCAAACAUGCGUAGGAAGAUCUGUGAGGUGGCAGCUGAGGUGGCGCGCAAUUUGAUUGACGACGACGGCAACAAUCAGUGGCCAGACUUCCUGACGUUCCUCUUUCAGUGCGCCAGCACGACAAACUCAACUCUCCAUGAGGCAGCAUUGCAGAUAUUUGCAUCAGUUCCGGGUAUCUUUGGCAAUCAGCAGAGUCAGUAUUUGGAGGUGAUCAAGCAAAUGCUGACCAAGUCAAUGAGUCGCGAAGCCACACCAGAAAUUCGUUUUCAAGCUGUACGAGCUGUAGGGGCUUUUAUUUUGGCACAUGAGAAGGAGGUGAAUAUCCAGAAGAGUUUCACGGAUAUCCUGCCAAGGAUGAUCUUCAUCAUUGCUGAGAGUAUUGAACAGCAGGUGGAUCAGACACUUAUAAAAUUGCUGAUUGAUUUGACGGAAUCAUGUCCAAAAUACCUCAGAGCUCAGAUUGAAGCUAUCUUUGAGAUGUGCAUGAAAGUUUUCCGGAGUCAGGAUGUUGAUGAUGCCUGGAGGCAUAUGGCAUUGGAAGUGAUGGUGUCUCUGUCGGAGAAUGCUGCAGCAACUGUCCGGAAGCGUUGUGACAAAUUCAUCGUGGCUCUAAUUCCGCUCGUAUUGCAGAUGAUGACAGAUCUUGAGGAUGAUGAUUCUUGGUCAGUGUCAGAAGUUUCGGAGGAUGACAACAGUGAUAAUAAUAUUAUCGCUGAGUCCUCACUGGAUCGUCUAGCCUGUGGCCUAGGGGGCAAAGUUGUCCUUCCGCAAAUCAUUGGGAGUUUACCCACAAUGCUAAACAGUCCAGAUUGGAAGCAGCGUCAUGGUGCUCUGAUGGCCAUCUCGGCUGUAGGCGAGGGAUGUCACAAGCAAAUGGAAGCCAUUCUGGAGGAUAUCAUGAAUGGAGUCCUCGUUUACUUACGUGAUCCCCAUCCCCGUGUCCGUUAUGCUGCUUGCAAUGCCAUCGGACAAAUGUCAACGGACUUUGCACCGGUGUUUGAGAAGAAAUUCCACGAACAGGUUGUUCCUGGACUUCUCAGUCUCCUCGAUGAUGUUGACAAUCCACGUGUACAAGCACAUGCCGGUGCUGCUUUGGUGAACUUUAGCGAGGAUUGCCCCAAGUCCAUUCUCACGCGCUAUCUCGAUGCCAUUAUGACAAAGCUAGAGUACAUUCUCAAGAUGAAGUUCAAGGAGUUCUGCGAAAAAGGAACCAAACUCGUCCUCGAACAGGUAGUAACAACAAUUGCCUCUGUGGCUGAUACGGCUGGGAAAGAAUUCAUAACAUACUACGAUCGCCUUGUGCCAUGUCUCAAGUAUAUCAUUCAGAAUGGCAAGACAGACGAUAUGAAGAUGCUGCGUGGGAAGACAAUUGAAUGUGUAAGCCUAAUUGGACUGGCUGUUGGUCCGGAGAAAUUUGUACCCGAUGCCAGUGACAUUAUGGAUAUGCUACUUAAGACGCAUACCGAAAAUGAGCUGCCCGAUGAUGAUCCACAGACGGCUUAUUUGAUUUCGGCCUGGGCGAGGAUCUGUAAGAUCCUGGGCAAGCAAUUUGCUCAGUAUUUGCCGCUGGUAAUGGGCCCGGUAAUGCGAACGGCAUCCAUCAAGCCAGAAGUUGCUCUUCUGGACAAUGAAGAAAUUCAGGAUAUUGAAAGUGAUGCAGAUUGGCAAUUUGUCAAUUUGGGAGAGCAACAUAACUUUGGUAUUCGUACGGCUGGAUUGGAAGAUAAAGCGUCAGCUUGUGAGAUGCUCGUGUGCUAUGCACGAGAAUUGAAGGAAGACUUUGCCGAUUAUGCUGAAGAGGUGGUUCGUUUGAUGGUGCCCAUGUUGAAGUUUUACUUCCAUGAUGGUGUUCGCACAGCUGCAGCUGAAUCGUUGCCCUACCUCCUGGAUUGUGCAAAGAUUAAGGGACCGCAGUACCUUCAGGGAAUGUGGCAGUAUAUCUGCCCUGAACUCCUCAAGGCCAUCGAUUCAGAGCCCGAAGCUGAAGUUGUGCCCGAAUUGCUGCAUUCCUUCUCCAAGUGUGUCGAAACUCUUGGACCCAAUUGUCUCUCCAAUGAUGCAAUUGAGCAGGUGCUGCAGUUGGUGAACAAAUUCAUGGAGGAACACUUCCAGAAGGCAGAAAAACGGGCACAGGCCCGAAAAGAGGAGGACUACGAUGAUGGGGUUGAGGAACAAUUGGCUGAGGAAGAUAGUGUCGAUAUGUAUUUGCUUUCACGCCUCGCUGAUGUAAUGCACGCCCUCUUCGUCACUUACAAAGCCGGCUUCCUCCCCUAUUUCAGCCAAUUGAUUCCGCACUUUGUGAAAUUGCUCGAUCCAUCGCGUCCGUGGUCUGAUCGACAGUGGGGACUGUGCAUUUUUGACGACUUAAUUGAGUUCACUGGACCUAUGUGCGCUGAAUAUCAACACUUCUUCUUGGAACCUAUGAUUCAGUAUGUGACAGACAAGAAACCGGAGGUUCGGCAAGCAGCAGCGUAUGGAUGUGGCGUGAUAGGUCAGUUUGCCGGUGAGCAAUUUGCUAUGGCAUGCGCUCAGAUAAUUCCACGUUUGGUGGAGGUGGUGAAUACACCGGGUAGUCGUGAGCCAGAAAAUGCCAGUUCCACUGAAAAUGCCAUCUCUGCAAUCACCAAAAUUCUCAAAUACAACAAUACAGCCCUCACAAAUACAGAUGAGAUAAUCAAUUUAUGGUUCUCUUGGCUUCCGGUGAUUGAGGAUGAAGAUGAGGCCCCUCACGUGUAUGGAUAUCUGUGCGAUUUGAUUCAGGCAAAUCAUCCAGUGAUCCUUGGGGCCAACAAUGCACAUCUCCCGCGAAUUUUGUCAAUAAUAUCAGAAGUGUUUGUGCGUGAUUUGAUUCCUGUGCAACAUCCCGAUGCAACGAGAUUACUGGGCAUUGUGAAGCAGCUGGAGCAGAAUCCCGAGGUCUUUCAGGCAUGUGUCAAUGUUUUAACACCAGAACAGAAGCACGCCCUCGAGGAGGCAUUCAGGGAUAUGACGACAACUUCCGCAUAAAGGUCAAUAAUUUCUUAUUUCAUUUCCCUUUAUUAGUUCUUUUUUUUUUAAUUAUUCCUUCAAUUUAUGAGGAUUAUUCGUUGUUUUACUCAACCCAUGAGGGCAAAGAAAAAAAAACAGAGAAAUAGAAAAUAACACGAGGUAUAUUUUAUUGAUUUACACAUUAAUUUUUUAAAAGUGAUUGCAUGUGGAGAAGGCACAUGUCAUGUGUUAGAAGUCACCUGGUUGGGGGAUUCUGUUUUAUUCAAAAGAGAUUUUAAUGAAAAAUACAAAACGUUUAAUGUUUCAAAAUAACAGUCACACUUAUGUAACUAUUUUCCAAUCACUAGGAAUUAGCUGUAGAGAAAAAAAAGAAUUAAUAAAGAUAAAUAAGAUUUUUCGCUUUAACGCAUCAAAUUUUUCCCUUUUACCAUGGUGACAGAAUCCUUUAGAGAAAAAAAAUCCCUCCAGAAAAUUUGAUUUAUAAAAACAACUAUACAUUCAAUCACACUAUAAUUGUUGAUAAUCAGUUUAAAGUUGUUAAAUUUAACUUUGAAAUAACUUAAGAAGUUUCAAAUUCACAUAAUUGGCCUAUUUUCUCAAAAAAAUCAACUUCUUUUCUGUUCUAAUGCUGUGAGAAAUAUUUGAGUUUAUAUUUCAUCUUCUAAAAUGGAUAAAUAAUUAUAUAUAACAGAAAAUAUAUAAUUAAACUUAAAAAAAAAUGCGAGAGAGAUAAGAAGAUAGUAAUCUUUUAAUUACAUAAAUUAAUGCUUUGUUGUAACUGCAAAGAUGUAAAAUUGAAGCGAUGAAGAAGAAAGAAAAAGGAAACAACUUGUAACUUAAGAAUGUGUGAAGAACAUUUAUCAAAGAAAUGGCAUAAACAUUUUCCGAGUCCAAUUUCGCGUGGAAGCAGAUGAUGAGAAAAAUAUAAAUGCACGUAUUUCUUGA
Molecule: messenger RNA, 4456 nt
Organism: Phlebotomus papatasi
Lineage: Eukaryota; Metazoa; Arthropoda; Insecta; Diptera; Psychodidae
Gene: Karybeta3
Product: importin-5
Exons: 7
Coding region: 227-3529 (1100 amino acids)
Biological process (GO): protein import into nucleus
Cellular component (GO): nucleus; cytoplasm
Molecular function (GO): nuclear import signal receptor activity
Source: RefSeq, a predicted model, not a curated record